Molecule: messenger RNA, 1906 nt
Organism: Myodes glareolus (Bank vole)
Lineage: Eukaryota; Metazoa; Chordata; Mammalia; Rodentia; Cricetidae
Source: RefSeq, a predicted model, not a curated record
GCCGGGGAGAGCAGACAUGCUUUGGAUCAGGUUCUUUGGGCUCUUGGCAGUCACCAUCGAAUGAUCUGUGGUCAGCAGAUCCCUGGUCACAGCAGCUGUCCCCAUUCUGUCCCACAGGCUGUUAUUUCCUCCUGUAGCCUGGACACCUGGUGAGCUGUAAGGAAAGCUGUCAGGAUCCCCUCAGCGACACCAAGACCCACAGCUGUCAUGGGCUCCCCAGAGAGGAAAGGCUUCAUCAUGUCUGUGAUUGAGUACCUCUGGGACACAAGGAACACAGAGACCCUACAGCUCCUGCCGACUAAAGAGGAAUUCGGAAUACAACUUGUGGAAAGAGCUGGUUUGUCCAGUUUCUCUCCAUUUAAUUUGAUGUUGGCUGUUGGCUUGUUGUUUAUGGCUUAUAUGAUAUAUAGGAAACAGAGCACUUCCUUGCGUGAAGCUCCUGGAGAGAUGGUUGCAGAUCCUGAUGUAGAAAAUGCAGAUGAAUACGAGUCCCCAAAUGACCUUCAGGACAAGACAGGGAGAGCUGAGGUCCAACACUUUGUGGCUGAUAGAGAAAAGGAAACUUCCUUGCGUGAACCCCCUGGUGAGAUGGUUGCAGAUCCUGAUAUAGAAAAAGAUGCAGAUGAUGGCAAACUCCAAAAUGACCUGCAGGACCAGACAGAGGAAACUUCCUUGUGUGAAGCCCCUGGUGAGAUGGUUGCAGAUCCUGAUAUAGAAAAAGAUGCAGAUGAUGGCAAACUCCAAAAUGACCUGCAGGACCAGACAGAGAGGAAAGAGGAGGAUGCCUUGCAUGAAGCUCAUAAGGAAACCACAGUGGACAGUAAUGGAGAGGAUAAAGAUGAUAUCCAAAACGCCCUGCAGAAGAAGAAAAGGUUUUUGGAAGUUUAUCCUCAGGUGAAACUGGAGCUCGAGGAGCGCAUUACGAAGCUCCACGCCCUUGCAGACAAGAUUGACAAGGUGCACAGGGACUGCACCAUCACACAAGUGGUGGCCAGCUCCACCAGUGCUGUGUCUGGGGUCCUGACAAUCCUUGGUCUCACUCUGGCACCUGUGACAGCAGGAGUCAGUCUGGGACUUUCAGCCACAGGCUUGGGGCUUGGGGCAGCAGCGGCUGUGACGAGUGUUUCCACAACCAUUGUGGAAAAGGUAAGCACGAAGUCAAAGGAAGAUAAAGCCAGACAGGUUCUGACCACCAGUAAGAACACAGUGAAGGGCAUCAAAGAAGUUGUGGAGAAGAACACCCUUAGAAUUUCUUCCCCAUUUGUGAAUUCCACCCAGAACUUGGAAGUUAUCAAGAAUAGCAUCAAUGCCGGCCAGCUGGCCAAAUCCAAACAUAGCCUAGCAACUAAUACCAAACAUCUUAUGACCACAGGUAGGGUGUCAUCCCAAAGCAUCACACAGGUGGAGAAAGCCUUUGGAAGCACUGCUCUGGCAAUUACCAAAGGAGCCCGGAUCGUAGGUGCAGCCACUGCAGGUCUCUUCCUUGUGCUAGAUGUUGUCAAUCUUGUGAAUGACUCAAAGCAUUUGCAGGAGGGGGCAAAGGCAGAGUCUGCUGCAAAGCUGCGGCAGCAGGCUCAGGACCUGGAGCAGAAGUUGCAGGAGCUCAUCCGGGUGCAUGACAGCCUGACUCAGUGACCUCUUUCUUCUUCAGUGAAGCUCAGAACUGGAGGUAGGCGCUGCCCUGAACAAGGCCACAGACACAAGAGAGGCCCUGACUAUAUCCCUUCACAGCAAUGCCCCUAUGGCAGCAGUGCCUGCUAGAGGGAGAGGCACAGUCUGGGCAAGUGACGAGGUUUAAUACCUAUUGAAAUUUAAAAUCUGCUGUAAUUGGAUGAGAUCUGUAGAGAUGCACAUGGAAGGCUAACCUUAUUCUAUAACAUUUGAAGAAUAAAUUUAUAAACACUGA